Messenger RNA from Bombina bombina (fire-bellied toad), 3345 nucleotides. RefSeq names its product pleckstrin homology and RhoGEF domain containing G5 (gene PLEKHG5). Gene Ontology annotation, biological process: Rho protein signal transduction; endothelial cell migration. The record is from RefSeq and is a predicted model, not a curated record. Lineage: Eukaryota; Metazoa; Chordata; Amphibia; Anura; Bombinatoridae. Gene Ontology annotation, molecular function: guanyl-nucleotide exchange factor activity. Gene Ontology annotation, cellular component: plasma membrane; axon; endocytic vesicle.
AUGUCCAAGGACAGAGUACAGGAGCAUAGAGAUGACAUCCUCUAUGAAAGAGAUACUAGCGUAGUUCGUCAUUUAAGAGAGGUAUGUCACCAUGCAGACUGCCAGCAAAUGAAUCAAAAAAAUCCUUUGAACUUGUGUGAGUCAUGUGAUGUCAAACUUCACAGCAACAUGCACUUUGACAGACACAUACGCUUUGACUUGCCACCUCAAGGUUCCAUUCUGUCCCGUAACGUCUCCACGCGAUCAUGUCCUCCGCGUACCAGCCCAGCAUCUGAUGUUGAGGAAGAUUAUGAGGAUUUAAUGGAUGGGAAAGGGGACAAAAAAACUACAGGACUGAAGUUAACCAAGAAGAAAACCAGGAGAAGGCAUACAGAUGAUCCUAGUAAAGAAUGCUUUACUUUAAAGUUUGAUUUGAAUGUUCAUAUCGAAACAGAGAUUGUCCCAGCAAUGAAGAAAAAAUCUCUAGGGGAAGUUUUGAUACCUGCUUUCGAAAGAAAAGGAAUAGAACUAAAUAAGGUGGAAAUAUUUCUGGACCAAUCAAAUACACCUUUGUCACUCAACUUUGAGGCAUAUAGAUUUGGAGGACAUUAUUUGAAAGUUAAAGCCAAACCAGGUGAUGAACUGAAGGUGGAGCAGGCGGUGAAAGAUUUCAGGUCAUUGAGUUUACCAAUAAUGAGGAAUACAGGCGCCACAUCAGCAAUUAUAUUUAACCCUACAACGGAUCGCUCUGAUCAGCCUCCAUUCCGACGAGAGAGCUCAGAUAUACUGGCUCCUGGAAGAAGGAGAAAGAAUAUGAAUGAAUUCCUUGGAGAUGCAAAUUCCCCAUGCAAGAUUCACCCCAGAAUGGUAGCAGAUCUCUUUCCUAACAACGGCACAGAUACCUGGAAGAACAGAGCCGCAAGUCGUUUUAGUGGGUUUUUUGGUUCUGGGUCUACAGGUCCUUUUGGAAGGGAAAUAGACAAGAUGAAGCAAUUGGAAAGCAAGUUGCAUUCAUAUAGUAUGUUCGGUCUCAAGCUGCCCCAGCAACUUUGUUAUGAUCAGGAUUCAUGGGAGGAAGAAGAAGACGAUACAAACCUUAGUCUUGAAGACAGCUGGCAAGAAAUCCUUGAGGUUCCCGAGACUUUAACCAGGAGACAAUGCCACCAGCAGGGCAUCUGGGAACUAUUGCACACAGAAGCUACUUAUAUCAAGAAACUGAAAGUGAUCAAGAUCAUAUUUCUGUGUGCCUUCUGAAUCUUCCAGGAGUCAGGAUUAAUAUGCGAGUUGAGCCUGAAAAAACUGUUCAGCAAUGUUCAGGAGAUUAUUCAGAACAGAACGUUGUGGAGAAGUGUGAUACUGCCGGUAUUGGAGAAAAACCAGAGAAACAAAGAGCUUACUGAACCCAUGGACUUCCAGAAAGGAUUCAAAAUGUUUGAAACACUUUUCAAGCCAUACAUCAGAUAUUGUAUGGAAGAGGUGGGCUGUAUGGAAUAUAUGAGGAACCAUCGUGACAAUGAUCUUUUUAAAGCUUAUGUAACGUGGGCUGAGAAACACAAGCAAUGUAAUCGCUUGAUGAGUGACAUGUUGGUUAAACCACAUCAACGUCUGACCAAAUAUCCUUUGCUAUUAAAGUCAAUUCUAAUGAAGUCAGAUGCACAAUGAGGAGAGUCCUUUAUCACAAUGAUAAAUUCAGUGGAACGAUUUAUUAACCAUGUGAAUUCACGUAUGCCAAGACAAGAACAGCAGCGACUGGCAGCCAUAAUCAGCCGUAUUGAUUCUUACGAAGCUGUGGACAGUAGCACAGACGAAGUGGAUAAGAUUCUGAAAGAGUUCUGUAGGUUGGAUCUUACUUCUCCCAUGAUUGGAACCUCCACAGAUGAAAAAAGGCAACUGCUCUUGGAGGGAAGUCUGACAAUGAAAGAAGGCAAAGAUAGCAAGAUGGAUGUCUAUUGUUUUCUGUUCACCGAUCUCUUCCUCAUCACAAAACCAGUAAAGAAAGCUGAAAGAACUAAAAUUAUUAGACAACCUUUAUUAGUGGAUAAAAUUGUGUGCAGAGAACUGAAAGACCCAGGUUCCUUCUUGCUGAUUUAUCUGAAUGAAUUCCGAAGUGCAGUUGGUGCAUAUACAUUCCAAGCCUGUGGCCAGAACUUAUGUAGAGGAUGGAUUGAAGCCCUUUACAAUGCACAGAAUCUGUUGCAAAGACUGCGUCAGGAAUAUCAACAGAAUCAGCAACAAGUGACUAACUUGCAAGAAGAGGAAGAUAUGGAAAGUGGAACAUCUACAGCUAGUUCUCCAACCAUUCUACGGAAGAACAGUGUUGAUAUGCUACACAGUCAAUCGGACAGUUCAACAGAAACCAUCUCGGUCGUGGUGAUUGAUGCUAGUGAAGAACUUUCAUCUCCAGAUGUUGCAGGACCCUUUGGUUCUCAGUCAGAUGAGACAUCUAUUAGUACUACAGCAUCAUCCAUCACACCAACUGGAGACAUGAUUGAAAGUUUGGAAACUUCAGAAACACUUCCCAUUGGGGAUUCUAAUUAUCUUCAACUGGAACAAAAUGGAUGCCGAUCAUCAUCUUUUGACAGUGCCUACGGAACUCUCUCACCCACGUCACUGGAAGAGUUUGUAGAGCGUCAGCAUCAAGAUUUAGCAGAGGAAGAGAGAGAAUCUGUUUGUUCCCAACGUUCAUCUUCUCCUAAACUCCGUAGGCGUACUCCAGUGCAACUACUGCCAUGCAAGUCCAGGGUCUUAAAAUCCAAAUCAGAAGCUAAUCUUCUUCACCUAAUAUCUACAUGCCCUUCCUCAGAUGCUUGUGAGGAUACUCAACUUACUCAAAGUAAAAGUCUGUGUGAACUUUUUAUGUCUCAAAGCACAGAUACUUUAUUGCAUUCAAAUAGCCACACCAACGGCAGUGCUCGUUAUAUAGCCAAAAGGAUUAGCAUGGUGGAAAGUUCAUUACAUGAAUCUGAAGUACACUUAAUAAAACCCAGAUCAAAAUCUGACUGUACACAUUCUAGAGUGGUUAAUUUGAGUAGUUGUAGUAGUAGUUCAUCUGAACUUUCAGAACCCGAAAACAUUGGAUUUACAAGUGUUGCUGCACAUGGGGAAGAGAAUCAACAUUGUAUGGAGCAAUUGUCUGAAAAGCGUCGGUCACUGCAAGAAGAUGAGAUGGGCACUAUCACAUAUGUGCGCAGUAGUUCAUUCACUGAACAUUAUGUUGAGAUGGAAAUGGACAAUACUAAUGGUUCUGGCAACGCGAGACGGACAGCGUCGGAUCCACAAUCAUCCCAGCAUAGGAAACUGACAUUGGCUCAGCUCUACAGAAUAAGAACCACUUUAUUGCUUAAUUCUACCCUGACUGCUUCGUAA